UAGUCCAUCAUAGACUCAUAUCCUCAGACAAAGCAAGCAUGGAUGAGCUUGAUCUUCUGUUGGAGGAGCUGGUCCUAAAUCCAACCGGAUAUGAAACAGGCCUGCAGACCAGCAGGACAGGAAGUGAUGACACAGCCGCCCACAGUUAUGACCAGCAGAUGAUUUCACUGAGAGGAAAGGGGUCAGGCAGCACUAAUGUGUACAGCAAGCUGCCAGCUCCGGUGGAGGCCUGCCCUCUGAGCCCAGCCUCGGCUACCAGGGAGCUGGACUCCAUCAUGCAGGACCUCCUGGGCCUUGGUCAGGAGCUUUCAGGAAGCAACUGUCCAGAGACUCCGCCCCCGCUCACCCAAAAAAAGAGCGUGAAAAAGACCGACCAAGGGAAAGAUGGAGGAGGGGAUGAGAAGAGCUCCAGUCUGACCACAACGUCUCCAGGCAGAAAGGUAGACGCCAUCGAUAACCUCCUGGGGGACCUGAACUCGGACAUGGAGAAGAUGGGCGUCCACACGACCGCCAAGGGUCACUGUGCCUCCUGUGGCAAGAGCAUUGUGGGAAAGAUGAUCUCGGCGCUGGGAGAGGCGUGGCACCCAGAGCACUUUGUGUGCGUAGUGUGUAAGACGGAGCUGUCUGGCUUCUUUGAGAGGGACGGCAAGGCCUACUGCGAACACGACUACCAUCAACUCUUCUCCCCUCGCUGUGCCUACUGCAAGGGGCCCAUUCUGCAGAACAUCCUGACUGCCAUGGACUGUUCCUGGCACCCCGAGCACUUCUUCUGUGCCCACUGUGGAGACGUGUUUGGUCCAGAAGGCUACCAGGAGAAAGAUGGGAAACCGUACUGCAACAAAGAUUUCUACGAUCUCUUUUCCCCUAAGUGCUCAGGUUGUGGGAAGCCAGUGAGGGAUAACUACCUGACUGCUGCCAACGGCACUUGGCACCCAGACUGCUUUGUCUGUGCUGACUGCCUCCAGCCCUUUAGGGACGGCUGUUUCCUGGAGAUGGACGGGCGCCCCCUGUGCUCUCUCCACUACCACUCCCGCCAGGGCACCCUGUGCGGGGGGUGCGAGAAGCCCAUUGCGGGCCGCUGCAUCUCCGCCAUGGGGCACAAGUUCCACCCCGAGCACUUUGUCUGUGCGUUCUGCCUCCGCCAGCUCAACCAGGGGGUGUUCAAGGAGCAGGAUGGGAAGCCGUACUGCAAUAUGUGCCACACCAAACUGUUCGUCUGAACGGUUUGGGGAAAUAUAAUCGUGAAUGUGCGCGAUCGGUCUUAGUCAACCAGCUCUCAACUGUCUUUUUGUCUGCCUUUGCUGUGAGGAAAUUGUGAGAAUGUGUGUUUAUUUACAUGAUGGGAAUCGUAUUUUGUUUGUGAUGUUAGAAAGGUAGAUAUAACAAAAAUAGAUGGGAUUGAACGUACUUUGCUUAACUUUAUUAUGAGACAUAUCAAGCAGCAAAAACAAUCAUCAGCAUAAUGUCGCAACAUACAUCACAUGAUCAAAUAAAAACCAGUCAUGUGACCAUCGCAAUGUU
Messenger RNA from Osmerus eperlanus (European smelt), 1521 nucleotides. RefSeq names its product leupaxin (gene lpxn). The transcript is spliced from 9 exons. The record is from RefSeq and is a predicted model, not a curated record. Gene Ontology annotation, biological process: actin cytoskeleton organization; muscle structure development. The coding region runs from base 39 to 1220 and encodes 393 amino acids. Gene Ontology annotation, cellular component: adherens junction; filamentous actin; stress fiber. NCBI's taxonomy places the organism in Eukaryota, Metazoa, Chordata, Actinopteri, Osmeriformes, Osmeridae. Gene Ontology annotation, molecular function: actin binding; muscle alpha-actinin binding.